AUGGUUCGUCGUGUAGUCGCAGUGAAGCCAAUAAUGGACAAUGUUCGGCAGAUACAAACUUCUAUCCGCCGCGUCGUAGAAGAACCCUUCCAUCCAAAGACUAAUGUCGAGAAAGCUCUUUUGGGAGAAAUUGAGGUAUGCAGAGCACUUAUUUGGCAAUGCGUUGGCGGACAAGAAGUAAAUCGUCAAGACUCGCCACCCACUUGCACCAACGACAAACAUUCAAAAGGGAUUCCUCUCCCAAACAGCGAUAGAAUCUCGAACAGUUCUGAAACAAAGCAGCAGCCCAACUGCGUAGAAAUUGAGUUCCAGGUGAAUGCCAUGAAAGUUGCGGAACUCAGAAAGGAAUUGAAACGCCGAGAUUUGGAAACGAAUGGGUUGAAGAAGCAGCUUCAAGCUCGACUACGGGAGGCAAUGGCCACGGAGAACACUACCCAACGAGCAGGAAGUGUCCCGCAUCAUCCUGAUUGUACAAGUUCUAAACAGCCCAUUGGAGCUGAAAAGUCGGAAGCCUCAGUCGCUCAGCAGGGAAAUAUAAAGGGAAGCAAGGAAUCCUGCCAACUGAGCGAUGGUAACGACAAUUUCACUGAAAUGAGAAAAGUCAGUGAUCAGCAGAAAACCGGAAGUUUGAAGUCUUCCGUCAAUUCAUCACAGAGCUCACAUGAGGCGAAAGUCAGUUCUGAUGAAGUUCAAGGUAUGGUGGGCAGUGAAGGUGUAGAAGAAGAAAAGUGGUCAACCAAUUCAACGUCUCCGAAGCAGACGCUUGAAGGGGAGGGUGCAUCAAAUAUCAAGCAGUAUUGGAAGAAGUUAUCCAAGCCAGCGAAUGCUUCCACUGUUACUUCUCCAAUCAAGGUGGCUAUGAUGACCCAUUCCGAAUCAAAAAAGAAGAAAUCGCCCAUUAGAAUGGUCGUCAAGACGGUUCAAAAGGUAUUGCCGGCUGCAAAUGAUGACCCUGUGCAGGAUAUUGUAAUCUCAGAUAUUGUAAUCUCAGCAAGCAACAGCGACUUGACAGAUGACGACUUCGAUGGCCCAAUCUCGGAGUUUAGUGAAACAUCAGCACCUCUAGUACCAGUUCAGAUUUCAAAAGCAGGCAGUGUGAGAGAUUUGGUAUCCAAAAUUCAAAAGAGCACAUCUUCUGCCUCUAACACUACUGGAGGGGUUGAGGGAAGUGGAUCUGCUUUGUCAAAAAAUCUUCAAGCGAAGAAGGAAGCCCGGCUUGCAAGAAUGGCAGAAAUCCGUGGAAAGAGCAAGCCUGUGAUGACAUCAAAACAUGUCCUGGCACCAAAAGAGUAUGCAUCAACUCUUUCUUCCUUGAAUGCAGUUUCUGCGCCUGUAGGUUUGAAGAAAAACAAUCUUGCAGCUCAGAUGAGAGAGAAGGCUGCCACUAUGCGGAAAGAGAAUGUGUUGUCGGGUGUAAAUGACGUUUUCACAUCAACCACCGAAUCAGGAAAGCGUGAUCUACAAUCCUCGGCAGACAGUUCGGACGAUCAGAAAAAUCUUGUAGUAUCCAUGUCAAUGCAGGGAUUUUUAAAGAAGCAAAAGGUGGCGUCACCGAUGAGUACAUACGAAAUAUCUGAUCGGGAAAAGAGCGAUAGUGAUACCAGUGAUAGCGAGGCGGGAAAUGAAAAGCAAAAGAAGAAAAUUCCUGUUUGGGCACAAAAGGCCAAUCUUUUGCUGGCUUUGGAGGAGCAAUAUAAUGGUUGCGUUGGUGGUCUAAGAGUGGACCCAGAUGAAAUGUUUCCAGAAGUGCAAACCUGUGAUCUAGAAGCAAUCUUUGGCGGCAAGAAGUCGCGUUACACUCUGCGAACGAGUUCCGGAAAUUGGACCCGAGACAAGGUAACAACUGCUGAAAAGUUGGUCUACAAGCGAACAAUGGGUUUCACAUUGCAGGUAUAA
Cylindrotheca closterium is the source of this 1896-nucleotide messenger RNA. NCBI's taxonomy places the organism in Eukaryota, Bacillariophyta, Bacillariophyceae, Bacillariales, Bacillariaceae. The record is from the annotation of a GenBank genome assembly.